AUGGCUGGAUGGAAACAAAUCUUGGUCUAUUUUGUGUUGGCCUUGUUAUUUAACAAAGUGCGAUGUCAAGGUCGUGUUGUGGGAGGUUUGUCAAUGAAUAUCGCCAACACACCAUAUCUGGUGCAGCUGAGGACCCUAAGAGAUGGUCAUCUGUUUUGUGGCGGAACAUUGGUGACAUAUUCCCAUGUAGUUUCGGCGGCUCAUUGCGUUCGUGAAGAAAUUCUGGAGAAUACCGUUGCUGUGGCUGGCGCCACAAGUAUCUAUGGAGAAGGUGUGCAGCGUUUAAUAUCCUCGUAUCUAAUACACCCCAGUUAUAGAAAUGUGACGGGAUCGGAAGCCGAUAUUGUUAUCUAUAAACUUGUUGCCCCAAUGUUGGGUAGAUUUAUACAACCAAUUGCACUGUGUUCACGGCAAUUGAAACCCAGAGAUCGUGUUCUAAUUUCUGGUUGGGGCAAACUCAAUGAACAGUCGGAACCCAGUAUUGUCGCGCACAGCGUUCGUGUACCGGUGGUGAAUCGCAAUUUUUGCCGGCGAAAUUAUUUGGCCCUUUAUGGAGAGGAUCGAAUUAAGAAUACCAUGUUUUGUGCGGCCGAAUUGGGUGUGGGCGAUGCCUGCCAAGGUGAUUCCGGUGGACCGGCUGUCUUUAGGAAUGAACUGUGCGGUAUUGUUUCGUGGGGUAGAGGUUGUGCUCGACCACAAUUUCCCGGUGUCUAUACGAGUGUUUGGCAUUUUCAGGAUUUUAUUGUAAAGGCGGUUAGAAAUAUGUGA
Musca domestica (house fly) is the source of this 768-nucleotide messenger RNA. RefSeq names its product seminase-like. The transcript has a single exon. Lineage: Eukaryota; Metazoa; Arthropoda; Insecta; Diptera; Muscidae. The record is from RefSeq and is a predicted model, not a curated record. Gene Ontology annotation, biological process: proteolysis. The coding region runs from base 1 to 768 and encodes 255 amino acids. Gene Ontology annotation, molecular function: serine-type endopeptidase activity.